Puccinia triticina is the source of this 159-nucleotide messenger RNA. RefSeq lists its product as uncharacterized. Bases 1 to 159 code for a protein of 52 amino acids. The record is from RefSeq and is a predicted model, not a curated record. The transcript has 2 exons. NCBI's taxonomy places the organism in Eukaryota, Fungi, Basidiomycota, Pucciniomycetes, Pucciniales, Pucciniaceae.
AUGAGUUUCAAGAGCCUAAGUGUGACGGCCAAAGUACACGAGCCUAGAACGCCGGCUUGUGUCCCGACAGGCUUGAUAAAUGUUGGAAAUACAGCGGCCUCAGAGGCCUACUAUGCUCGAAACCAAGAGCUCACGAUGCUGGACAAGCAGGCGACCUAG